Molecule: messenger RNA, 1680 nt
Organism: Mollisia scopiformis
Lineage: Eukaryota; Fungi; Ascomycota; Leotiomycetes; Helotiales; Mollisiaceae
Product: amidase signature enzyme
Exons: 8
Coding region: 1-1680 (559 amino acids)
Source: RefSeq, a predicted model, not a curated record
AUGGAUGAUGAUUUGAUUGAACUAGGAGGGACGAAGUACAUCGCCGGCACAACUCCCGUGGGAGCACUAUCCUAUUCUACAAACUUCCAAUCCGAGGAAUCUCCAACCAGAAUUCCGAUCACCAUCAUCAAUGCCGUGUCCGACGAAGCUUCAUUUGGUCCAUGGAUCAAGAGCAGACUCGAAGAGCUCAACGUGAUGGACGACGCCAUCAGUGCCCCCUUCACCGAACAUGUUAUAAUCAAAACCUUCGGGAAUGAGCCGGAAUAUUUCACGAUGGAGGCAGUCUUCGAUGGUUACUGGCUAGACUCUUCUGACGAAAUUCCUUGUGAUGGUCCCUAUUUUCUGGAGGGUCGGACCUUGUAUAAAGCGUACAGGCUUUACGAGGAUGAGUAUAAUGCUUUUGUCUGUGGUGUUGUGCAAUCUGAGAAAGAACCUUUCAGAGACAAGAAGUACAUACCCGUCCCGUCCAGAUGCUAUUCCCAAGUUCUCAAUGAGCAGAAACCACUCUCUGGCAAGCGCAUAGCUGUCAAAGACAUCUACGACCUACGAGGGCUUCCGACUUCGGCAGGAUGUAAAGCUUAUGGCGCACAUCAUGGACCCUCCAAGGACACAGCUGAAUGUAUCAAAGUCCUGCUAGACCAAGGCGCUGUCAUUGUAGCGAAAGCAAAAACUGUGCAGUUCGCUUCUGGAAUGGCGUCCGCAGACUGGACUGCUGAUAAAUGUCCCACGAAUCCUCGAGGCGAUGGACAACUUGACACAGGUUGUAGUAGUGCUGGGAGCGCGGCGGCGAUUGCGGGGUACGAAUGGUUGGAUACUACUAUUGGGUCGGAUAGUCUUGGUAGUAUGACUGGACCUGCAGCCGCUUGUGGAGUGUUUGGAUUGCGACCCAGUCUUGGCACCCUCUCCAACGUUGGUGCCGUGCCUGUAUCUGAGAGACUCAUCAUGGCAGUCACCUGGACACGCCUGGCCAUUUUAGCCGUUCGAUCACAGAGCUUUCGCAAAUGGGAAGCGCUUGGCUCAGGCCUCUGGAGAUUACCUGUGUCAAUCGUCAAGAAACCAGUCACUAUCCUCGUGCCUCGAGAAAGUCAAGUCUCCUACAACGAUACCAAUAUAUCUGCUUGGAAGGACUUCUUACAGGAUCUCGAAGCGUAUUGCGGUGUUUCACAAACUUCCACUGUAGCUCACAUUCAACUCCACGACUGCUGGAAGAAUGCAUCCCAAUUUCUCGAGGCAUAUUCUGAAGACGCAUUUGGAAAGCUGGAAAUCGAUCCAUUGAUCCGAUACAAAUGGUAUGCUCUAGCUUUCCCGCUGAAGGCUCCAAAGCUGAUAAAAGUCUUUCGCAGCUUCCUAGAACGGAAAAUUUUCACGGAAAGAACCAUUAUGGUGCUUCCAGGUGGUGCUCCAGACGUCCGAUUUCGAGAUGAGAAGACUUCAGAAGAUCAGUACAACAUGUGGCAAGGCUUUGGCCUUCAGAACACAACAUACUCCGUUCUGGGCGGUCUUCCUGCUGUGAAUAUCCCAGGUCCUUAUCAUUCCAAGCUCUCUGGUGAUGUGGCACAACAACCAGUCAGCGUCAUGGUGCUGGGCUCUCGCGGAUCGGAUAUUUGGUUGAUACAACAUCUUGAAAAAGCACUGCGCGAAGAUAGACGGCAUGUCCACGUCGGGUCUGAUACGUUCUGA